Messenger RNA from Alligator mississippiensis (American alligator), 1481 nucleotides. RefSeq names its product interleukin-8-like. Gene Ontology annotation, cellular component: extracellular region. The coding region runs from base 121 to 390 and encodes 89 amino acids. Gene Ontology annotation, biological process: antimicrobial humoral immune response mediated by antimicrobial peptide; inflammatory response; cellular response to lipopolysaccharide. NCBI's taxonomy places the organism in Eukaryota, Metazoa, Chordata, Crocodylia, Alligatoridae. The record is from RefSeq and is a predicted model, not a curated record. Gene Ontology annotation, molecular function: CXCR chemokine receptor binding; chemokine activity. The transcript is spliced from 4 exons.
GGUACUGCCCCGGGAAAGCCCCGGCGGCCGAGCUGGCGCUGGCGGAUAAAAGGGCGGCGGGCGCCGGGCAGGGCACCGCUCUCCGCCUCUCCCAGCCCUCGCCCCCGCACCCACAUCAGCAUGAGCCGCGUCCUGCUCCUUGCCGCCCUGCUGGCCGCCUGCGCCGCGCUCUGCCGGGGGGCGCCCGUGACCGGCGAGCUGCGCUGCCAGUGCCUGCAGACCGCGUCGGAGCGCCUGGGCCCGCGGCGCCUGGCCCACGUGGAGCUCAUCGCCGAGGGGCCGCACUGCCCCGUGCCCGAAGUCAUCGCCACCCUGAAGGACGGCCGCAAGCUCUGCCUCAACCCCGCGGCGCCCUGGGUCCAGCUCAUCGUCAACAAGAUCCUUCGGUAGGGGGCCUGCCACGCUAUGAGGGAAGAGGUGCAAGUGAAGAAGUAGCUACACAUGAGCCCGUCUGUGUCUGGAGGAAGACCUGUUACCGGAAAACUGUCAUGGUGACCUCCUGCUCAGCAGGGGCCUGAUCCACCAGGCAUUCCUGUGAUCCACCUCUCCAAGCCUCAACAUAAUGCUUGUAUUUAUUGCAACCAGUUCUUACCUAUGUAUUUAUUAACACUACUAAGUAUUUAAUCCAUCUGUCCCCUGGGUAUCGGCUGUUGGGCACAUGCCUUGUAUCUUGAUGCACUUCAAUCAGUUAAAGAAAUCUCUGACCUUGUGCUCCGUAAAUACUCUGCUGGUUGCUAGGGUCGAUCAGGAGCAGUAGUGGUACAGGAGAAAACUGAUUAGUAAUCUGCUGUCUCUUGUAGAUGACUCCUUACUUUGGGGUGUCUGAUCCUUGUAGGUCAUGAGGGCUGAUAUUGGGGAAUCGGUGCCUUUCACAUUGUGAAUGGGCAAAUCACUAGAUUUUCAGAUCCUGCUGAUGGCCAGUACUUCGCACUUGCAUGUAGGGGCACAAGAUUUUCAGGAUUGCAAAGAACUGGAGCAAGCACAGUAAUACACUACAGUCCUAAAAUCUGUUGCCUUGUAAACCCAUGUGUUCCUUGGGGGCACAGGCUUGUUUGUCUGAUUGCUAGUCUGUUUUGCAAGCUAUCAUUAUUGAUUGUUUUGUAUAGUCCUUUAAUCAUAGGAGCAAUGGCCAUCUUAAUGCAGCCCAAGUUUUCACAAUCUAAUCUUGCCUCACUGUAUUUAAGUGACCCACGUGAACGUGUAACUUUUUUUUUUAUUCACUGGUAUUUAGUGUCUCUCUCUUCGAAGAUCACUUCAUAAAAAGAACACUUGUGGGGUUUUUUUUGUUUGUUUGUUUUUAAAGUUAAGUAUUUGGUAUUUAUACUGGAGGUUUAAGAACAGUAAUGUUCUGAAGAGCCUUAGACAUUCUAUGUCUUUUUUGUAUGGCAUACUGUCAUUUGGUAUAGUGAUGUUCCUACUUCUGUACUAAAAUAUAAUAUUUAUGUAAAAAUGCAAUGAUAAUAAAACUAAAUGUUUCCAUA